Messenger RNA from Galeopterus variegatus (Sunda flying lemur), 1042 nucleotides. RefSeq names its product transmembrane 4 L six family member 18 (gene TM4SF18). The transcript is spliced from 6 exons. The record is from RefSeq and is a predicted model, not a curated record. Gene Ontology annotation, cellular component: membrane. The coding region runs from base 136 to 741 and encodes 201 amino acids. NCBI's taxonomy places the organism in Eukaryota, Metazoa, Chordata, Mammalia, Dermoptera, Cynocephalidae.
UGUCUAUUGUUCUGCAAACAGUAAACCACUAUUUCACACUGAGAUUGUCGGCUGCAGUUAUAGUCCACAUCCCUGGAUCCUCAUGAAUAUGAAGUGAAGGGCUCUGACCCAGAAAGUGGUUCUAAGCAGGGUAAAAUGGGGUCUCGGAAGUGUGGAGGCUGCCUGAGUCGUCUGCUGAUUCCACUUGCACUUUGGAGUAUCAUUGUGAAUAUAUUAUUGUAUUUCCCAAACGGGCAAACUUCCUAUGCAUCCAGCAGUAAACUCACCAACUACGUGUUGUAUUUUGAAGGAAUCUGUUUCUCAGGUGUCAUGAUGCUUAUCGUAGCAGCAGUUCUUCUUGUCCUGGAGAAUGAUAACAGCUGUAAAUGUUCCCAGAGUGAAAACUGCAGCAAAAAGUAUAUGACACUGCUGUCAAUGAUCUUUUCUGCCCUUGGAAUUGCUUUCUCCGGAUACUGCCUGGUCAUUUCUGCUUUGGGUCUUGUCCAGGGCCCAUACUGCCGCACCCUCAACGGCUGGGAGUAUGCCUUUGAAGGCACUGCAGGACGUUUCCUCACAGAUUCCAGCAUAUGGAUUCAGUGCCUGGAACCUGCACAUGUCGUAGAGUGGAACAUCAUUUUAUUUUCCAUUCUCAUAACCCUCAGUGGGCUUCAAGUGAUCGUCUGCCUCAUCAGGGUAGUCAUUCAAUUAUCUAAGAUAUCGUGUGGAACCUACUCAGUCAUAAUCCAGCCUGGAAUCAUUUGAAGAAGUACAAGACGGUAUUCCAUUAUCAAGACUUGGCCACCUAUCUAAGUUCUAUAUCUAUUGUAUAGACUCGAGGGCAAUAUUCAGGUGACGGUGUUUUCUCCAUUUGGUGUUUAUUAUGCUCAUUUGUGAAAUUUACAAUCCUCACUGGAAGUGCCAAUCAUCCCACACUUCCAUUUAGAAUUUUUUUCUAAGUAAUAUGUGUCAGGAGAUUUAGAAAUGUUUAUAUCCUUUGAUCAAGCACAUUUGUUCCCAAGAAUCUAUACUAUGGAAAUAAAUAAGAAUAUGAGAUAAAACUUUA